AAAUUACAAUUUUGAAGUUUAUUUUUUGAAAUAUAUAAUAGUUUUGCGAAUUUAACCUUUUCCUCAAUUAAACAUAUAAAAAUAUAAACAUACAAAUUUCAAAAAGAAUGUUUUUGAAUAUUUUAAAAUUGACAAAUUUGGAAUAGUUUGCAGUUGAGCUAAGAUUGAUAAUGAAGUUAUUAUUAGACGUCAAAAAAAAGAAUUGUCUUAAUCAAGAAAUAAUAUUUCUCGUAUAAUUUACUUUUCGUAAUUAUUAAUACAUUUUUGUUUGUUUUUUGUUCAUUCCUUAUAAUGCCAAAAAAUUGACUUUCUGCACUUACUACAUAAUGUAUUAUUUUAUUAAAAAAUUAUUUUUUUAUCAAAUAUUUACUACAGAAUAAACAGCUAUUUGUUUGUUGUAUUUAUCUCUUGCGAUAAUAUUAAAACAAUUUAAGUAAAUAUUUACAUGAACAAAAUCAGGAAAAGAUAUUUUAUUUUAUUGUAAGUGCUAGGCAAUGACAUUCGAAAUUGAAAGCCAGUAAAUCUUUAACGUAAGAGAAACAACAAUAUUUGCAUGAUAAGAAUGUUUUUGAAGAACGGCGAAAGGCUUUAUCAUCGUCUCAAGAAAACUGUCAAUUGGUACAAAAGAUAAAUUGACGUCUGUAUCCACGCACUUUAAAUGUUAAUAACUACGUCGUGUCGUACGUACAGCAACCAGUCAUCGACGUUCUCGCGCGGUGCGUGCAUCUUCUCGCCAAACAAACUAUUCAGUUAACUGUUUCUAUUUUCAAUUAGAUAGAAACUUUAACGACAAUUAUAACAGUGCAAUAACGUAAUUAGAAAUUUUGCGUUUCACUUCUUGCAUUAUUAAAACUACUCUAAGUCAAGUGUCAAAACCUUUCAUCAAUUCGAAACAACGAUUGCUGGAAAGCAGAAGUUAUAAAUCAAAAACUUGUUUUUUUUUUAUUAACUAAUUCAGGGAGUUCUGUGACAAUGGAACCGUCUACUUUACUUCUAACUAUUCUGACAGCGAGUAUUUGCUUAUAUUAUUUUGUUCUAAGCAAAUUAACAUAUUUCAAGCGACUAAAAGUUCCGUAUGUGCAGCCUAUUCCGUUCCUAGGUAAUAUGGCUCCUUUCGUCUUCGGACGUAUGACUCUUUCGGAGCUGCUACAAAAAGUAUACAAUCUCUUCCCAGACGCAAAGUAUUUUGGUUUCUAUGAUUUUUCAAGACCUGUUUUCGUUAUCCGUGAUCCAGAACUAAUUUCUACAAUCGCCAUCACACAAUUCGAUCAUUUUUGCGACCAUCAUGGUUUCGUGAACGAAACCCUCGAUCCAAUAGCUAGUAAAAAUCUUUUCAACUUACAAGGAGAUCAUUGGCGUGAAAUGCGAAAACUUCUUAGUCCUAGUUUUACAUCCAGCAAAAUGAAAAUGAUGUUUGAACUUAUAAAUCAGUGUGCCGAGAAUUUUACCAGUUUUGUGGCAACAGAAUCUGGAAAAACCUGCAAGACAUAUGAUAUGAAAGACAUACUUUCUAGAUACACUACCGAUACGGUAGCCACGUGCGCAUUCGGCAUAAGUGUGGAUUCUUUUAACGAUCCAAACAACGAAUUUUCCGUAGUUGGCAGAAAAUCAAUGCGUUUUGGAGGACCCUGGGUGAGCUUCACGUUUUUCAUGCAUAGAAGUUUUCCGCUACUUGCGAAUUUUUUCAAACUGAGAAUGUUUGGCCCCAAAAUAGAGAAUUUUUUCAAAAAUAUUGUUACUAAUACUGUGAAGUUUAGGGAUGAACAGGGAAUUUUUCGUCCAGACAUGAUUCAAUUAAUGAUGGAAACCAGAAACAAAAACAGUGGACUUGUGUUUGACAUAAACGAGAUGACCGCUCAGGCUUUUGUUUUCUUUCUCGCUGGAUUCGAUACUAUAUCAACAGCCAUGUGUUGGAUGACUCAUGUAAUCGCUGUCAAUUCUGAUGUUCAGAGUAAAUUAAGAGAGGAAAUCGAUAAUGUCCUUAUAAAGACCAACGGUAAACCUACCUACGAAGCCAUUAAUGGCAUGAAGUAUUUGGAUGCGGUAGUAAACGAGACUCUUAGAAUGUAUCCAGUAUCAUCUUUUCUUGAUAGAAUAUGCACCAAAGAGACCGAAUUGCCACCACCAACUUCGAAUAGCCAACCAAUCAGAAUAAAGCCUGGAGAUAGCAUAUGGUUCUCGGCUUUAUCUCUACAACGUGAUCCAAAGUAUUACCCGCAUCCAGACAAGUUCGAUCCAGAAAGAUUUCUUAACGGCAGUGUGGAUAAUUCAAUCUACAUGCCAUUUGGUAUCGGUCCAAGAAUCUGUAUUGCCUAUAGGUUCGCCCUAAUGGAAGCAAAAGUCAUGCUAUUCUAUCUGCUUUGGCGUUGCGAUCUCGAACCUGAUAUUAAAACCAGAGCGCAUCCUGCAUUGAAGAAAAAAGCUUUUAUGAUGGAGACAGAGGGAGGCUUCUGGUUGAAGAUACGUGCGAGAAAGUCAAAACCUCCUGUUAUACAAUGUUUAUCAAACAAAGUUGAGAAAUAGUAAUUUAUUUAAAGCAUGGAAUUAUAUAUUUAAGAUU
Molecule: messenger RNA, 2560 nt
Organism: Monomorium pharaonis (pharaoh ant)
Lineage: Eukaryota; Metazoa; Arthropoda; Insecta; Hymenoptera; Formicidae
Product: cytochrome P450 9e2-like
Exons: 1
Coding region: 973-2523 (516 amino acids)
Molecular function (GO): iron ion binding; monooxygenase activity; heme binding
Source: RefSeq, a predicted model, not a curated record